AUGUCAAGACGUUCAAAAGUGUAUUACUUACGCAAGAAGUUUCAACUUCCAGGGAUGAACGAUACAAUCCUACCUGAACCAAAUCAAUCAUUUGUCACUCAUCAAUUGGAAAACGUAGAGAGGAUUUUCUUCUUUCAAGUUCCAGCACAAGAACUUUUUAACAAUAAACUUUUAGUACUUCAAACAUUAUGCGACAAGCGAUUCAUUGAGAAGAUUUUGUUUGGUAUUUGCGAGCUGUUUAAUUCUAGUCAACUCUUGUGA
Molecule: messenger RNA, 261 nt
Organism: Clunio marinus
Lineage: Eukaryota; Metazoa; Arthropoda; Insecta; Diptera; Chironomidae
Source: the annotation of a GenBank genome assembly